AUGUCUGGCAAUAUCCGCAACAAUAAUCAACAGCAAUGGAAGUGUGCUAAAUGUACAACGUUAAAUCACAUAUCCCUGUCAGAAUGUGAGGUAUGUGGCUACCGAAAAAACGACGUAAAAGGACAAGCUAGCACGACAGGGUCUCUCCGCUGUCCGAGAUGUAAAACUGAAAAUUGGUCAUUCAUGGCUGAAUGUGCCGGAUGUGGUGCAUCACUUACCACUGAGUAUACCAAAAAUCAAAUUGUACCCGCAAAAACAGCAACGAUCAUAACGCCCAAACCAACGCGGCAAGAAGUAAAGGCAACUGCAGCAACACAACCAGUGAUUAGUGGUGUACAGUCCUUCCCCGUUGUAGCCUCAAUUUCUGCCGGUGCUGCCAUCGUCUCGUCCAAACCUCCGAUGCGAUUGAUCGAGAAGGCGAUGAACGAUCAUGAAUUGAAAUGGUACUAUGCUCAGCACCAAUGGGUGAUGAUAUCACUGAAACAACACUCAUCGAGUAUUGAUAUCAGACGUGUCCAUUCACUUAUUGAACGGUUGUAUAUGUCAAAUGAAUAUAAACCCGAUUUGCAUCAACCAUUGGGCCAACUUCUGUUCAACACUUGCCAGAUUUGCCUCGACUCUCAAUCGCAGCCACUUGUGGAAAUGACUACAUGUGGCCAUCGAAUGAUAUGUCGUAGUUGUUAUCAACAAUAUUUAUCCGUUCGAAUCCGGGAUGGUGAGGUGAUGCCGUGGCUACCGUGUCCCGGCGAAGUGUGUCCAAUACCGUUGUCGUGCCAAAAUUUGAUUCACGAUGGACAACUGAGUGUGGAACAGUUACUUGAGUUUUGUCAAGUUUAUAUGAAUAAAAAAUUGAACAGAAAUGGAAAUUUUGUUCAAUGCAAAACUCAAUCAUGUCUUGGUGGCUUUUUACAAUUCGGAGAGCCGAAAACCGAAAAAGUGAAAUGUCAAGUAUGCAAUCAAAAACAAACAAUAGAAAAAGGUAAGGAUGGCGAUUUAGAUGAUGAAUUUAAAAAGAUGGUUCAAAAAGGUCUUUUACGUGAAUGUCCAUCGUGCAAACAGCUGACAAUGAAAGAGAAGGGUCUGUGCAAUGUUAUUGAAUGUUGUAAAUGUUCAGUCUGGUGGAAUUGGUCAACAAGAGAAAUGGGACAUGAUGGACGAGAUUUAAAAGAGCGUGCACGAAUGAACGGGACAUUGUGGGAGCCCGGAGAACUAGCAUAUCAACAAGAUUUACAACGACGAAAUCCAGAAGAAUUCAAAGCUCUGUUAGCAAGAAACGGGAUUCAGUAUGAUCCAAAUUAUGUUCGAGGCAGAAGAUCCUAA
This is a messenger RNA of Didymodactylos carnosus, 1320 nucleotides long. The record is from the annotation of a GenBank genome assembly. Lineage: Eukaryota; Metazoa; Rotifera; Eurotatoria; Philodinida; Philodinidae.